Messenger RNA from Schistocerca cancellata (South American locust), 2384 nucleotides. RefSeq lists its product as uncharacterized. The transcript is spliced from 2 exons. NCBI's taxonomy places the organism in Eukaryota, Metazoa, Arthropoda, Insecta, Orthoptera, Acrididae. Bases 94 to 453 code for a protein of 119 amino acids. The record is from RefSeq and is a predicted model, not a curated record.
UAUAACGCAGUGGAGGACGUCGCCGGCGCAGUCUUGUGGUCGCAGUGAUCCCGCGUCUUGCAGCGCGCCCCCUUCAGCCUUCAAUACGUGAAGAUGCGUCAGCUGGUGUGUGCGAUGUGCGUGGUGGCGUGCGCGGCGGCGGUGGCCCGCGCGCAGUUCUUCGUGCCGGCGCCCGCCUUCGGGGUGCCUCUGCCGCUGGCGGCGGCGCCGGUCGCGGACUCGCGCAGGGCUCUGCAGCACCGCGCCGUCGUGCUCAACGCAGAGGCCGAGGCGCGGCUGCCGCCCGCCUUGCAGAACCCCUUCUACAAGAACCCCCGCAUCGAGGCGGCGCUCGCCAAAGAGAGCUGGUUCACGCCCGAGGAGAUGCAAGUGCGCGAGCGCGAGGCGGAGAAGAUUCCGCGCGCCAAGAUCUUCUCCAUCCUGAAGAACGCUGGGCUCGCCCGCCGCCGGUGAGGGCAGCAACGGGGUCCCCGCCUCCUUCCUGCCGGGUUCUGUGUGUCUCUCCCUCACACCCGUCAUCGACGUCAUCACGGACACACACGUUACCAUUUCUUCCUAAGCAUACGAAGAAACCGAUAAACGUUUCUUUCUCGGUGCACACUUUCACGUACUCGACCGACUGCUGUUGUAGAGAGGGUCAUCGAAUUCGGGUGGAACAAUAUACACUGCACGGUAUACGUCUAAAACAUAAAUCGCGAAUGAUUCUUUCUCCACCAACUUUAUUACGAAAUGAAAUCAGGAACUCUCAAAGUCCUUACUAAGCAAAAGUUUCCUCCGAAGCAGCUCAUUUCGUGUGGACUUACUUGAUACUAUCACUGACAACAUAUACCGGGAUGAUCAAAAAGUCAGUAUAAAUUUGAAAACUGAAUAAAUCACGGAAUAAUGUAGAUAGAGAGGUACAAAUUGACACACAUGCUCGGAAUGACAUGGGGUUUCAUUAGAACCAAAAAAAUAUAAAAGUUCAAAAAAUGUCUAUGGUGCUUCAUCUGAUCAGAAUAGCAAUAAUCAGCAUAAAAAAGUAAGACAAAGCAAAGAUGAUGUUCUUUACAGGAAAUGCUCAAUAUGUCCACCAUCAUUCCUCAACAAUAGCUGUAGUCGAGGAAUAAUGUUGUGAACAGCACUGUAAAGCAUGUCCGGAGUUAUGGUGAGGCAUUGGCGUCGGAUGUUGUCUUUCAGCAUCCCUAGAGAUGUCGGUCGAUCACGAUACACUUGCGACUUCUGGUAAUCCCAAAGCCAAUAAUCGCACGGACUGAGGUCUGGGGACCUGGGAGGCCAAGCAUGACGAAAGUGGCGGCUGAGCACACGAUCGUCACCAAACGAUGCGCGCAAGAGAUCUUUCACGCGUCUAGCAAUACUUUUUUUUUGUUCUAAUAAAACCCCAUGUCAUUCCAAGCAUGUGUGUCAAUUUUUACCUCUCUAUCUACAUUAUUCCGCGGUUUAUUAAGUUUUCAAAUGUAUACUGACUUUUUGAUCACCCGGUACUUUAGUGUAACACUGUGGACAUCCUACUAUGGAGAACUACUCAGCACACGUAAAACUAAGAGUCAGUCUUAAAUUGUUCUUCCCACAAGCAACUUUUAUGCAAAUGACUACCUACUAUACGAAUUUUUAAAUGAGAAGCGUUGUUAACUGAACCACUAGUUAACAUUGCAUGUCCACUUUUCCUCGUUUUACUUCCACGUUACAGGUCCGCCCAGACUUGAUGCUAGUACAACGAGGUAACUCUUACUCAGGAAUUGUGUCCCUCUCUACAUUUCAGUAACUAGCGCGACAUACAAGCAGUUAUUACUCACGAACGAAAUGAAAUGCGAAGUAUAUGAAUGAAUGGACAAAAUGUUUGUGUCUGCUUCAUGUGAUUUCUGAAGAAAGUUGUUAAUUGGUGGCCUUCUGUGUUAAGCUGCCAUUGUUAUUGUUUGUUACAUUUAUGUAUUAUUAUCCUUUAUUGAAACGUAAUUUAUGCUUCACCGCAGCUGACAGCAGUGUGUCUAAAAUGUCGAUGGGCUUCAUUGCAAAUACGCUACUGAAUACAUAAAUGUAUUGAAACUCAAAGCCCAAAAGUCAUAGUCAUCACAUUUCAUGUAGCAAAACGGUCCUGUGCUCAAUGUUUCUAUAAAAAUGCUAUGUUAUGAUAAAAGUACAACGAAAACCUUCCUCCUUCACAAAAACUAAUUCCGUUUAAAUGCAAACUCACUUCAUAAGUCACAUACUGCCGAGACAUUUCUUAAUCAUUCCUGUUAUAUAGUACUAAAGUAACACUCAUCUUUGUAAGAUUUAUUCCUUCCUGAGUUUAGUUAUAGGCCUAGUUAAAUAAAGUACAGGAGUCUGAUACUCGAGUGAAUAUCAUGUACAUAAACAAAGUUUUAUAAUAAACAAAUAUACCAAUA